Molecule: messenger RNA, 1545 nt
Organism: Molossus molossus (Pallas's mastiff bat)
Lineage: Eukaryota; Metazoa; Chordata; Mammalia; Chiroptera; Molossidae
Gene: CCDC126
Product: coiled-coil domain containing 126
Exons: 3
Coding region: 330-752 (140 amino acids)
Source: RefSeq, a predicted model, not a curated record
AAACCAACCUUGUCCCUGACUCCCAGUCGCGUCCUUGCUCCAUCCCGACCUGGAGGCUGCUUCACUAGCGCGGGACGCCGCUGAUGCCCUCUAAUCAGCGCCGCCCGGGAGCCCGUUGGCAGCGGCGGCGACGGUGACGAGAAGCCCCCACAGGCAAGUUUUACAGAGUUAAUUGAGAGUUGGAGGCAACCUUGCUGAAGAUGAAGAAUAUACCAUAUUAACAGAGGAGGAGGAGGAAAUUUAUUCUUUUUUCCUUUCCAAAGUCUUAACUAUUUGGUGGCUUGCCUUUAGUUACUACUUUUUGGCUGUGUCUGUUUGCUUCAUGAGAAAUGAUUUUUACAAUCUCAAGAAAAAAUAUGUCCCAGAAAUUGAGUUUACUGUUGCUUGUAUUUGGACUCAUUUGGGGAUUGAUGUUACUGCACUAUACUUUUCAACAACCAAGACAUCAAAGCAGUGUCAAGUUACGUGAACAAAUACUAGAUUUAAGCAAAAGAUAUGUUAAAGCUCUAGCAGAGGAAAAUAAGAACACAGUGGAUGUCGAGAAUGGCGCUUCGAUGGCAGGAUAUGCGGAUCUAAAAAGAACAAUUGCUGUCCUUUUGGAUGACAUUUUACAACGAUUGGUGAAACUAGAGAACAAAGUCGACUAUAUUGUUGUGAAUGGCUCUGCAACCAACACUACAAAUGGAACUAGUGGGAAUCUGGUGCCAGUAACUACAAACAAAAGGACUAAUGCAGCAGGCAGCAUUAGAUAGCAGUUACAGAUCACCUUGUGCUGCUCCAUCCACCGCGGAUUAUACCCUAGGGCAGAAAAGCUUUUCAAUCGCUGGCUAGGAUAGAACAAUCUACAAUUAAAGCUCUCUGUAUUUUCAAGGAAUAUGCUGGAUUCAUGAACUCUUAUUCUGUAUAUACAUUUUUAAGUUAUUAGUUUGCUUUCAGGCAAGUGUCUUCAAUGCUGAACUAUAUCCUUCAAGGGUGUAACAUGGUUGAUGUGGUAUGCAGGUAGGUGAUCUUUGUAUAAACUUUUUUGAGUUUGAGAUCAAGCUGAAAUAAAAACACUGAAAGACAUGGGUUCAUUUCAAUAAAAUAUUUAUUUAAAUAUAUAACAUGUUUUUCAGACAAAUAAAGAAUAUUGUUAUUAAAUCAUUCUGUCGUUUGUUCUCAAGAUACAUAACUGUUAGACUAAUACUGUUAGAAAGUGUGCUUACUUCUAGUACUAUAUUUUGUUACUCAGAUUCUGAGCGGAGAAAGGAAGUAAUAAUAUUGAAAAUAAUGUUUUGAAAUCAUGACCCAAAGAAUGUCUUCAUUUGCACUAUCCUUCAGAAUAACUGGAGGUUAACUAUUGUAUAUUUAAAAAAAUUACAUUUGUAUGAGUAUAAUCUUGAAAUGGGUAGUAGCCACUGUCUGUAACCUAUUCUAAACAUUGGGACAAUUAAAUAAUGUUAAGAUAGUAAUCUCUAACCUCAUAUGUAACAUUUUCUUUCACGAAUUCUGAAGAAUAAAAGAUAUUUUAUGAUGAGAUUAAAAAGAAGUAUUCAUGAUUUUUCA